UCCUCACUCUCUCACUCUGCCUCGCAGUCCUCUCACGAGGCCACGGCCCACGCCGUUGCACUGUGCACAUCUCGCCGUCGACCCCUCAGCCUGAGUCCCCUUCCUCUCGCCGUCGCCCCCUCAGAAACACAGACCCGCUCUCUCGCCGUUGCACCUCCCCUCACGGCCUCACGUCUCGAGCCGUUCCCAUCGCACAUACAGCCCCUCGGCCCCUCUCUCAACGCUGCGCUGCCCUCUCUGUCUCUCACCGUCUCACUUUCACGAAGCCCUCCCAUCUCUCACGCAGCCGGCAGCCCCUCUCUCACGUCUCUCUGUCUUCGACAUUUGCAUGGUAGCCCUUCGAAUUUUCAGAUUGCAGGCUGCCUAUAUUUAGUUAUAGAGAUUUCUCCUUUAUUUUGCUGAAAAAUGCAAUCUUUACGUCGGUGUAUCCGAUUGGUCCGGAGGCAAGGACUUGGCAGCUUAAACAACGUUGAUUUCAAAUCAAGUGGUUCUUGCUUUGCUGCUGCCAAAUUUCAUGGGAGCUUAGUCGGGUCUUCCUCCAAGUUCGCUUAUCGGCUGGCUCUCGCAUAUACAAGAAUUCGCUCCCAAGCUGAGAAAUCAACACCACCUAAUAAUGGUAUGCCGUUGGUAUCAACAUCAUGCAUAAGUUCUCGGCUGGGUUUGUAUCAAUCAGGAGGUUUGAUACCUUCUUUCCGUAGCCGGUGCAUUUCAACCGUUGAAAAUCUUGUGGAAUCGGCUUCACAAGAUUCUGCGUCUGUCUCCGAUGCAGCUCCCCGCAUCAAAUUUAAAAGGCUCGACAAGACUGCCAAGCACAUAAUGCAGAUUCUAGAUAAGGAAGCUGUAGAAGAAGUGAGGUCAAAGAAAGAAAUGCCUGAUAUAAAACCUGGCUACAUCGUCCAACUCAAAGUGGAAGUGCCUGAGAACAAGCGACGGGUUUCAAUUCUGAAAGGCAUUGUUAUAGCAAGACGUAAUGCUGGUUUAAAUACUACAUUUAGAAUAAGGAGGCUAGUAGCUGGAGUUGGAGUUGAAUCUCUCUUCCCUCUGUAUUCACCUAACAUAAAGGAGAUAAAGGUGCUGGACAAGAAGAAGGUGAAAAGGGCCAAGCUUUACUAUCUCAGAGACAAAAUGAACGCACUUAAGAAGCAAUAGCAGGCAGCCUCAUACUUAGGUGGAGAUCAAAGUUUGAGAUUUUGCCUAAAGCUUCGUGGAAGGAAAGGCGGCCGAUAUUCUUUCCCCUUUCUUUUUGCUGAAUAAAGGCUGUUCAUAUUUGUUUUUGUACCCAGACUCCUGCUUUCUUCAUGUUUUCAAAUUGAUUUUUGGUACCCUUUCAUCGAACAGAAAGAUACUCGCUUAAUAUCCAGCAAAAUUGUCACCAAUGUGUUCGAAU
Molecule: messenger RNA, 1387 nt
Organism: Juglans microcarpa x Juglans regia
Lineage: Eukaryota; Viridiplantae; Streptophyta; Magnoliopsida; Fagales; Juglandaceae
Product: 50S ribosomal protein L19-2, chloroplastic-like
Exons: 7
Coding region: 406-1149 (247 amino acids)
Biological process (GO): translation
Cellular component (GO): ribosome
Molecular function (GO): structural constituent of ribosome
Source: RefSeq, a predicted model, not a curated record